AUGCUGUGUGCUCUGAUUCUCUUGUCUGGUCUCCUGGGGGCCAUCAAGGCCAGCCCCAUCUCGGGCCCCCAGGAGUGUGCCAAGGGCUCCGAGGUAUGGUGUCAGGAUCUGCAGGCAGCUGUGAAGUGCCAGGCUGUGAGGUUCUGCCAGAGCGCUGUCUGGAGCAAGCCCACAGUCAGGACCCUGCCCUGCAGUAUAUGCCAGGAUGUGGCAGCCGCUGCUGGUAACGGGAUGAACCCAGAUGCUACAGAGUCUGACAUUUUGGCAUCGCUAAUGAAGACCUGUGAGUGGCUUCCGAGCCCGGAAUCUUCAGCAAAGUGCAAGACGAUAGUGGGCAACCAUAGCACAGCUGUUCUGGGCAUGCUCAGUGGAACCGCAGGGAGUGCCCUGGCUCCGGUAUGUACUGCGCUUACCCUCUGUGAGCCGCUACAGAGGUACCUAGCCACUGCCACCUCAGAGAGCCCGCCAACCCAAGAGGAUGCAACUGAGGUGAUGGCUCCAUUCUUGUCCAAUGGGGCCCUCAGCUUCCACCCGUCACAGGUGCUUGGGGGUGCUGUAUGCCAAGAUUGUAUCCAGCUGAUCUCCCGACUCCAGGGUUCUCUGGAGUCUAACUUGACCUCGGCAGAGGUAGCUGUCCAGGAUCAGUGUGAAUCCCUGGGGUCUGGCCUCGUUGCGCUCUGCAAGAACUACAUCCGCCAGCAGUUUGUCCCCGCCAAGCAAAUGCUGCAGAUUCUCCACCCACAGGAGGUCUGCAGGAAGGGGGGCUUCUGUGAGGAGCAGAGAGAGCCUGCCCACCGGCUGGCUCAAAUGGCCGCUGUGAAUGGAGUCCCCUCUCUGGAGAUGGAACUGCCAAGGAAGAAUGAGAUGCAGAUGCAGUUGGGCCUGACCUGUGAUGUGUGCUUGAACGUGAUCCAGGAGAUGGACAAAUGGCUCAUGACCAACAGCACAGAAGCCCUCGUCACCCACGCUCUGGAACGAGUAUGUUCCAUAAUGCCCGAAUCUCUGGUCCAGCAGUGCAUCACCCUGGUGGAGACCUACAGCCCCAGCUUGGUACAGCUUGUGACCAGGGUCACGCCAGAGAAAGUGUGUGAGACCAUCCGGCUGUGUAACAACAGAAGGCAGGCCAGGUCCGUUUCCAGGGCUGAGGCAACCACACCAGCCCUGCUGGUGGAUGAAGAAAACCAGGGCAGCUUCUGCCAAGGAUGCAAAAGGAUACUGGGCGUAUCUUCCCAGAAUCUGGAUCGCAAGAGCACCAAGCGGGACAUCCUGAAUGCCUUCAAAGGUGGUUGCCGCAUCCUGCCGCUGCCCUACGUGCUGCAGUGCAACCGCUUCGUAGCGGAAUAUGAACCUGUGCUCAUAGAGAGCCUCAGGUUUAUGAUGGACCCCACGGACCUCUGCAAGAAGAUGGGGGCCUGCCACAGCCCCAAGGUCCCACUUCUAGGCACGGAUCAGUGUGUCAUGGGCCCCAGCUUUUGGUGCAAGAGUCCAGAGGCUGCUGAGAUGUGCAACGCCGUGGAACACUGCCAGCGUCUUGUGUGGAAAAAGCCAGAUUCCGAAGUCAAAGAGCAGCCAUGACUGCGGCCACCAGAACCCAAAGCCUGCCAGGGCUGAUUCCUCCUGCAGGCUUCUACCUCCCAAGGGGACUCUAUGAGGUGGGUGCUACCCCACCCCCAUGUCAUAGAUGAAAAACUGAAGUUCUCGGGAGGGAGUCAGGGGUGAGUGGAGCUGACAUUCAAAGCCGUGCUCUCCUGACGCUGGACAGCUUCACCUUUCUGUCUCUGGCCUCAUCACUGUCACCCCCGCCAUAAAAAGGAAGUCCUUACCCCUGCCCCUGUAAGCCACCCUCUCCUGCCCUGCUGUGGUGCUGAUGGCCUGGGGAAACCUGUCAGAGGCUUCCCGUGUGGGUGAACACCCAGCUAUAAGCCAAAGCAGUUGUAGAGGGAAGGGUAGAGGGGACUGCCACUAGUCAGGCAAAUGGCUUAGCAAUAGGUCGGGGUGGGCAUUGGGUAUUCUCAGGUUGGGAUCUCUGCGGCUGGUUCCCAGUGGGGUAGCUGGAACAUGAGUGGCAUUUUCUAGGGGAGGGGCCUGGCUUAUUGGCUACCACCAAUGAGAGGUAUUUGGACUUCAGAGCACUCCUGUCCGUGUCUUGUCCCACCAACGGGCAUCUGUCCUCUCACUUAGA
This is a messenger RNA of Microtus oregoni (creeping vole), 2182 nucleotides long. It is a transcript of the gene Psapl1, whose product is annotated as prosaposin like 1. Gene Ontology annotation, cellular component: lysosome. Gene Ontology annotation, biological process: sphingolipid metabolic process. The record is from RefSeq and is a predicted model, not a curated record. Bases 1 to 1575 code for a protein of 524 amino acids. NCBI's taxonomy places the organism in Eukaryota, Metazoa, Chordata, Mammalia, Rodentia, Cricetidae. The transcript has a single exon.